This is a messenger RNA of Diceros bicornis minor, 1863 nucleotides long. RefSeq names its product solute carrier family 6 member 18 (gene SLC6A18). Gene Ontology annotation, cellular component: plasma membrane. The record is from RefSeq and is a predicted model, not a curated record. Lineage: Eukaryota; Metazoa; Chordata; Mammalia; Perissodactyla; Rhinocerotidae. The transcript has 12 exons. The coding region runs from base 1 to 1851 and encodes 616 amino acids. Gene Ontology annotation, biological process: sodium ion transmembrane transport.
AUGGCACUCGCCCCGGGACCAGACUCACUUGGGGACAGCAGUGGGGACGAGAGGCCCAGGUGGGACAACAAGCUCCAGUACCUGCUGAGCUGCGUGGGGUUCGCUGUGGGCCUGGGCAACAUCUGGAGGUUCCCGUACCUGUGCCAGACCUACGGGGGAGGGGCCUUUCUCAUCCCCUACCUCAUCGCCCUGGCCUUCGAGGGAAUCCCACUCUUCCACAUGGAGCUCGCCAUCGGCCAGCGCCUGCGGAGGGGCAGCAUUGGGGUGUGGAGGGCCAUCUCACCCUACCUGAGCGGAGUAGGGCUGGGCUGCUUCACUGUGUCCUCCCUGAUCGGCCUGUACUACAACGUCGUCCUGACCUGGGUGCUGUGGUACUUCCUCAACUCCUUCCAGCACCCGCUGCCCUGGAGCGCCUGCCCGCCAGACCUCAACCGGACAGGGUUCGUGGAGGAGUGUCAGGGCAGCAGCACCGUGAGCUACUUCUGGUACCGGCAGACGCUGAACAUCACGGCUGACGUCAACGACAGCGGCUCCAUCCAGUGGCGGCUGCUGGUCUGCCUGGCGGCCUGCUGGGCAGUCGUGUACCUGUGCGUCAUUAGAGGCAUCGAAACCACUGGGAAGGUGAUUUAUUUCACAGCCUUGUUCCCUUACCUGGUCCUGACAAUCUUCCUUAUCAGAGGACUCACCCUGCCUGGGGCCACUGAAGGCUUAGUCUACCUGUUCACUCCCAACAUGCAGAUUCUCCAGAGCCCGCGGGUGUGGCUGGACGCAGCCACCCAGAUAUUCUUCUCUCUGUCCCUAGCCUUUGGGGGCCACAUCGCCUUCGCAAGUUACAACCCACCGAGGAACAACUGUGAGAAGGACGCGGUGACCGUCGCCUUGAUCAACAGCAUGACCUCCCUCUAUGCGGCCAUCAUCGUCUUCUCCGUCCUGGGAUUCAAGGCGGGCAACGACCAUGGGCACUGCCUGGACAGAAACAUCCUCAGCCUCAUCAACGCAUUUGAUCUCCCCGACCAGAGCAUCUCCAGGGACGACUACCCUGCCGUCCUCGCACAUCUGAAUGCCACCCAGCCCGGGAGGGUGGCCAGGCUCCACCUGGAGUCCUGCCACCUGGAAGACUUUCUGGAUAAGAGCGCCUCCGGCACGGGCCUGGCCUUCAUGGUCUUCACGGAGGCCAUCCUGCACAUGCCGGGGGCCCCCGGCUGGGCUGUGCUCUUCUUCGGGAUGCUCUUCACCUUGGGCCUGUCAUCCAUGUUCGGGAACACGGAAGCUGUCAUUACGCCACUCCUGGAUAUGGAGGUCAUGCCCAGAUGGGUCCCCAAGGAGGUCCUGACUGGAGUGGUCUGCCUGGCCUUUUUCCUCGCCUCCAUCUGCUUCACACUGCAGUCUGGAAACUACUGGCUCGAGAUUUUCGACCGCUACGCCGCUUCCCUGAACCUGAUCGCCUUUGCGUUCCUAGAGGUGGUCGGCAUCAUUUACGUAUAUGGGAUGAAUCGGUUCUGCGAUGACAUAGCAUGGAUGACCGGGAGGCGGCCUGGCCUCUACUGGCGGGUGACCUGGAAGGUCGUCAGCCCCCUGCUGCUGCUGACCAUCUUUGUGGCCUACAUCGCCCUUCUGGCCAGGACGCCACCGAGCUACAGGGCCUGGAACCCCCAAUACGACCAGUUCCCCUUGCAGCAGGAGAAGAUCUACCCGGGCUGGGUGCAGGCCACCUGCGUGCUCCUAUCCUUCCUGCCCGUACUGUUGGUCCCGGCCGUCGCGCUGGCCCAGCUGCUUGCCAGGUGCAGACGGAAGCAGAAGGACACACUGCAGGACACGCACCCAAAGCCACAGGAUGGCAGGGCCUGCUGAGGGCAGAGUGGC